GCCCGCAGCAUCCCCAUGUGGUUGACCGACGAGGAGGCCAAGGAUGGGGACAGCUCCGUGUCGUCGGGCCGCCUCUCUGGCUCCUCGGGGGGCCACGAGUCGUGCACCCCUCCCCACAGGACUUGGACCGAGAGGGCCCCCCAGGUGCCAAGGCCACCGCGGCAGCCGAGAGAGAGCAACCCCCGGCUGGAGCAGCUGAGGGACAAGAUCCGGGCCCAAGCCCAGCGGCAGGCAAGCUGCGCCUCGCUGGGCACCUCGACACCCUCCAGCGCCUCACACCUCUACGAAGCUUCCACACCAGCACCCCGGAGGAAGGCCCGAAAGCCUUCAAACCCCCUACCAGCCCCGGCCUACCCAGGCAUCCUGAGUGGAACUGAAAGUGGAGUUGAAGAGAAGGCAACCCCUGGCCAUGGGCGUGAGGCCUCCAGGAUCUCCCAGCACCAAGUCUCAGUUGCACAGGAAAAAACCAAAAGGAUGAAAAGUAGUUCUUGCAAAACAGAGAAGGCCCCCAGGCCGCCUGCCCCUAGGAGAGCUGCCAAAGACACAGGUAGGGUUGACCCAGAUUCUGUGUUGGUUGGUGUUCAUGCCUGGAGGAAAGGACAAGCUCUGGUGAGGGUGCUGCUGGGGCCCCCGCCUGCCCUUUCCAGGCUCCAGAGCAAGGUCCCCUUGAGAGACCAGGCCCCCAUCGCAGAAUUAGAUCACAGCAAGAAGGUUGGAGCCACCGAGAGCUCCCCUAUCCACCCCCAGACGCCAAGUCCAGCCUCUGUCCACGGUGACCUGCAGAUGCCCUCAGCCAACGUGCCCACCCUGGCUUCCCGCGAUCCACCCGUGAACGUCCAGGCUGCUAUGGCCGUCCUUCGAGACCUCCGCCAGCAAAUCCAAGCUGGGCUGGAGCUGGCCCGGGCCCGUCACACGAGCCGAGGGCUGGAGCUGCAUGACCUGGCAGGGAGGAGGCGGCCAGGCCCCUGGAAACCCCCAGACGUCCGGGGCUCCUUCUGGAAGAGCCCUGGGGCCUCGACGGACGGGCUGCCCGCCUCCGAGAGGGCUGGGAGCCUCCCUGCCGCACAGCGCUGGAGCCCUGUGGCCGGGUGGGAGUCCUAUCCACACAGGACCUGGGCGGCCCCAGGACGGGACACCUCCUUCCAGAGACGCGUGAGCCCCACCGAAGGGCUGAACUCCUUCCCCCAGCGGCCCUGGAGCGCCUCGGCCAGGCAGGCCUCCAGCCCACCAAAGACCCGGGCGUUCCAAGGACGAAACCUCUCAUUGCAGAGGCCCAGGAGCCCCCCCGAAAGGUGGGUCCCCUUCCUGCAGCGGUCCUGGAGCGCCUCGGCCGGACAGGCCUGGGGUCCACAGAGGGCCUGGACUGCUUGUGAAGACCCGGCAGCCCCCGCCCCGAGGCCAUGGAGCCCUCUGGAAAGGCCGAGCCAGCCCACCUGGCGGCCCUGGAGCGCCUCCUUCACACAGGGGCCCAGCCCCCUGUGUCAGGGCAAGGGUCCCCUGCGGACCCCCUCGGGGGCCAAGCUCGCCUGGCCAAGGCCCAGCCGGGGUGCGCUUCGGAACGCACCUGAGAAGGAGAAUGAGGUGCGGCCACCUCGGCCUUGCCCCCAGCCCCGGGGGGCCCUGGGCCCCCUCCACGGCUCUGAGUCCCUGCGUGAGUUCAUGCGCCAGAAGACUGCAGCCUGGCGGCGGCAGGCCCUCGAGGAGAAGGCCUCAGCCAUGCACUCGCUGGAGCUCAGAAACCAGAGGCUCCAGGGCGCCCACAGGAAGCAGAGGGAGGCCGUGCUGGGCAGAGCCGUCCCCGUGGUCUCCCAGACGACCCCCGGCAUUGUGACCUUCGUCCCGCACGCGGCACAGUCCAGGGAUCUGGAAGCUGCCGCCGGGCCGGGGGCGCCGGUGCUGCAGUGGAGCAAGGUGACUUCCGGUAUGGUGCUGGGGGACCAGGAGGCCCCGGGCAGCUUCUGCCUGUGUUUGAACAGAGCCUUGAACCCCACCAAGACUCUGGAGGUGGAAGGCUCCCAAGAUGGCUGGGAGGGCGCGCCCCUGCUGAUGCCAGCCAGCUCCUCGCUGGGGCCCCUGAAGUUCCAGGACCUGAGUAUGCACUGCCGGAGCCCGGGGCUCUGCAUCUACCUGGACCCUGAGGAGUCGGAGCGCCUGGGCAUGCCGGGCCCCCUGCACUUCCGAUACAAGCAGGCCCGGCUGCAGGCCCUGGAGACCAUGGCCAACAUCCUGAAGCAGCGAAUCGACGUCCUGACGGACAAGCUGCGCCGUUCCGAGGCAAUGGACGCGCUGGUGGGGCCUGGCCCGGGGCCGCUGCCCUCCGGCUCCAGCACGCCGGCCUGCCCCAGAGCCCUGGUGCCCAACAUGGGCCAAGAGGCGCCCUGGGACUGGGCAGAGCUGCGGGCCAGGCCACUUCUCUCCACCCCUGGCUUCCCGGACACGGAGACAGUGCGCUGGAGCCCUGGCUGGGAGCGGCUGCAGAGUGCGAGCCCCAGGGCCCGCCAUGCCAGCGAGCCCAUAGGUUUCACGGACAAUGGACUCUCCGAGCUGGACAGGAGGCUGGCAAGAAACGUGGCUUCUUUCCAGGCCCUCAGCCCCUUCGCAGGGAGCUCACUCGGGGUGCCGGCUACGCCGGACCCCUGCAGCGGCUCCCGGCAGCCUGAAGAGACACACUCGGCCAGAGGGGCAGGCUUGGUCACGCCCUGGACCCUCCGGAGCUGUGGCCCGCUGUCCGACGUCCGGCAAAAGUCGCUGAGCUUCCUGGAGUCCCUGAAGCCGGACUGGCGGGAACAGGGGCAGGCACUGGCCCUCCUUCGGCGGCAGGGGGAGCUGGAGGUCUGGGAGACGCAGAAGGCCCUGGGGGAGCUGCUGUCCAGACCCAGGCUGGAGCGGCUGAGGGAGGAGCACUCAAUCCAGGCCAGGCCAGGGGCGGCCUUGGAGCCAGAGCAGCCGCAGGUGCGUGUGGAUCUGGAGCCGAGGACCUCUCAGAGUGCCGCGGUAGCCAGACCCAGCUCAUACCCACUCCCGGGCCGAGACGUGGCCAUGCCCUCCCCGAGUCCCCAGGACGGAAAGAAGAGUUGGGCAGAUGGGUCAGCUCACGCAGAGCCUGUGCAGGAAGGGAGACCAGCCCAGCCCCCCUCCCAGCUGCCCCCAGCCAGGCUCUGGGAGGAGCCCAGGUUCCAGGGGAGCCGGAGGAGGCCCCGGAGCGCGGCGCCGGUACCCUUCAGCCGCUUCACGAUCCAGAUGCUGGAGCAGAGCCUGCGGGAAGAGGACCUGCGCGCGCGGCACCAGGCCGCGCUGCUGCGCCUGCGCGAGAAGGCGCUGGAGGAGAAGACGCGCGCCGAGCUGGCCUGGCUGGAGCAUCAGCGCGGGUAUCUGAACAGGACUGGCAGCUAUGCAGCGCUGCUGGCCUUGGCAGAGAAGCAGCGCCAGGCCCUCGACCACCUUGAGCGGGAGCUGAGGGGCAUCCGGUACCUGCGGACCCUUCACCUGUCCUCUCACCGAGAGAGAAAGCUGCUCCUGCAGCAGCAGAAGGACAUCGUCUCCGUGCAGAGGUCCGCAGCCCUCCUGCAGCAAGAGCUUCAGGACCGGACGUGGCUGCCUCAGAGUUCCAGCCCCGAAGUCAAGGCCAGGCAGGAGGAAGACCCCGAGACAAGCCCCCAGCAGCCGGAGGGGCCGGCCCAGGGCUCCUCACACGCCUGGCACACGCCUGGCAGUCCCCUCGGCCAGCACCCGCAGAGGAGCGAGAGCCCGCCAGUCCCGCACCUGCUCAGAGAGCCGCAGGAUGGAACACCCCCUCCGGCAGCUUCAGCUGUGGUCGGUCACCUGUGGCCUCCGACGCUGGCGUGGGACGAGGACACACCCGCAGCGGCCAGCCGACCUGAUGCCAGAGGCCAAGCCCCGGAGAGCCACAGGCACAUGGGCCAAGGAGACCCCCAGACCAGCCCCAUCCCGUGGCCGGCGGAGGAAAACGCCCGGGCUCUGACGGGAAGCCCAGCAUCAAGCUUCCAAGGCCAGAGUCGACCCUCCCUGAGCACAGGGCAUCCCCACAGCUCCCAGGAAGCCCGUUGUUUCCAGCAGGUGGCUGAAGGCGGCAGGAGUCCACCAGGGUCAGAACCGGGGCUGGACUUUGCCGGCAGCUCCGUGGAGGGGCCUGCCGCCAUGGAGGCCGCUCAGAGCUGCUCAGGGGAGCAGAGGAUAGAGACCUGUCAGCAGGAGAACCCCCAAGCCCCUUUCUCCUGCCCAGAAGCUGCGCCGCCGACCGUGUCUCCAGGUGACGCCUCCACCCCUUCAAGGGCCCCCACCUUGAGUGAGGCCCCGUCCCCAGCAGCUGAGGUGGCGGCACCCCCAGCCCCGCACAAGGACGGCCCCCCGGCCCGGCUCAUGGCCCUUUGGGACCUGGCCUCCGAGCCCGAGUCCACCCCCAGCGCCUGCUCAGGGGCGUCUUCUCCACGGUCCACUGCUGCCUCCUCGGGGAGCCUCGCGUCAUCCUGCCCUUCUCUCCAGGAGUUUCAGAAAGCAUCCGCCAUCCUGGUCCAGCUUUCCGAGAGCCCCACCUCCCUCUCGGAUGGGGAAGCCGGGGACACUCCAGACACAGACCUCAGCUGGGCAGGGGGACUCCCUGUUCCAGACUCCUGGGGGCUCCACCAGGGCGGAGGGGCAGAGACCUGGGAGGGGCUGGAGGGUACCGAGGCCCUUUCCGGGCACGGCUCUGGCACUGGGGUGGCUGGCCUGGCUCAGGCAGGAGGUCUCCCCGUUGCUCAGUCUCUGUGGUUGAGGUCGGAGCAGUCCGAGUUGUCCAGCGAGGUCUGGGGCCGGGAGAGCCCACAGGAUCCUGGCGCCGGUGCCAGGCCAGCCCCAGGGCACUGCUCGCCCGCAGGACACGCGUCCCACUUGGAACAGCCUGGGAUGCCCCUUGCCCUGCCUCCCUUUCUGGGCCCAGGGGAGGGGCAGGAAGAUUCUGGAACCAGUGGGAGCCCGACCAGUGAAUCAGACACAGGAAAAGCCCAGCGGAGGUCCUGGGAGGCUGCAGGAGCGAGGCUCCCAUCCCAAAUCUCUUCCUCGAGUGAUUUCCACUGCACCCUUUCCUUCCCCUCCGGGACCUCGGCCUCCGAGUUUGGCAAAAGAGGAGAGACGGGGCCUCCGCAGGCCUCAGGUGGCUGCCCAGAGGGGCCCUGGGGCACUCACCCAAGUCCUUCCACUGAUGGGAAACCUCUACGGACCUCCUCUGAGCCUGAAGUCCUCUUGAUGCCAGGGGCCCCUCCUGGGAACCUGGGUGGGCAGGCAGCCCAGACAGCUGACAGCCAGGCCCCUGGGCACGGGGGGAGCAGAGCCUUCCCUGUCCUGGAGGAAGCCUGCACUCCUCUGGCUGGUGGCUUCUUGCCUGAGAUCCUGUCCCCGGUGGACGAGGGGCUGUCCUACAGCAGCUUCGACCUCCCGUCCUCCACCCAGAGGGACUCUCGCCUCCCUCCUCUGCCUCCUAUCCUCCCCGCGGAUGGGGAGACUGACCCUGCCAGCGCCCACUCAGGAGACGUCCCCACCCUGCCCGAAGAUGCCGUGUGUCCUGGGGGCUCGCUGGACACCCCAGGGGAGGCUGCCUGCCUCAUUAUGGGAGAGUGGUCCUCCCUGUCUGGGGAGGGUCUGUCUGAGUCACUGUCCCCGGGGCCCCAGGAGGAGGCCGGGCUCUGCCUCGGGGUGGCGGGACAGGGCAGAAGCCUUAGUGGAGAACUCGGUGAAUCAGGUUCUGUUGGGAGGGGCCAGGCCACGGACAGCUGCUUGUCUGAACCGGUCAGCUUGGGGUCUCCCUGGUGUAGGGGAGCAGGGGAUACCCCGGGGCGGCUCCUAGUGCUGACACCCCCGACCCUGUCCGGGUCUGGAGUGGCCUGCGCAUCUGUGGGGAGUCUGGCAGCUGGGGACCCAGGGCUGCCUGGCUCCGGGCGAGGGGACCUUGCUCUGGCUCUGGGCGCCGCACCGCACGCUGCCCUCCCAGGCAUGGAGAGAGCCGAGGUGGUGGACGUGCUGGCCUCCCAGCUCAGCAGCAGGAUCCUGAGGGACACCCUGGCCGUGCUCUCAGAGGCAGCCCCAGCAGGCAGCCUGGCGACAGAGGGGCCCACGGGGACCAGCCGGGUCACGCGGGCUCACAUGGCAGCCACUGGGCGGUCGUGGGGAAGCCUGGAGUUCUGA
Messenger RNA from Budorcas taxicolor (takin), 6180 nucleotides. RefSeq names its product coiled-coil domain containing 187 (gene CCDC187). NCBI's taxonomy places the organism in Eukaryota, Metazoa, Chordata, Mammalia, Artiodactyla, Bovidae. Gene Ontology annotation, cellular component: centrosome. The coding region runs from base 16 to 6180 and encodes 2054 amino acids. The record is from RefSeq and is a predicted model, not a curated record. Gene Ontology annotation, biological process: microtubule anchoring. The transcript is spliced from 23 exons. Gene Ontology annotation, molecular function: microtubule binding.